CUCUGUGCUAUGAAGGGGGCAGGCUGCGGUCUGACUGCAUAUGGAGCGACUGCGCAGAGCAGACGCCUCGAAACGCUCAACUUAUACGCAGACACAACUGUCAAACGUUCACCCUUCGCGCAAAGACUGAAUUCGACAGCGGACGCCGCCGAGAAAGUCCUUCCUCGCACCAGCCGCUCCGCCAGAGAAGAAACUCACAAGUGCGUGUGAACAUUCGGCGACCAACCUCUUCCGUCUCCCGCAGCUCUGGACUCUUUUACACGGAUAAACGAUGAGUUACCGAGCGCGAUUGCCACUCGAAACGCCAGAGACUUUCUCGCCCGUGCUUAUACGGCGUGUUUGUUUAUUCUGAUAUGAAGGGAGAUGCUUAACCCCUCUCCUGCAUGCCUGGAAUUUUCUGCUGGAAACAGAAAGUGGGCGUUUUUCCACAGCGAGGAUUCAUGCGAGUGCUGCAACUUGCAGUUUCAAGUGAGGCAACAUGCAGUAAGUUCAGCGUUUGAAGCAUCUGCAGUUAUCUAAAGGUUAACGGAAUCAGUUGCUGUUUGCAUUGAUGUGAUGACGAUGCGCACGGAUUUGUAAAGCUGCAUUGAUUCAGAGGUUAUUUAGUGAUAAAUACAGGUCGAUAUGGCACAAGAGAAUGUCUAUGAUAACCGCAGUAUAGUGGUGAAGUACAUCCACCAUAAGCUCUGGAAGAAGGGAUACGUGUGGGAAGUGAACGGACACGAUGACAGCGUCUCGAAUGGACUGAUGAUGGGGAGGCAGGAGGACAGCGGCGUCUCUCCCAGCUCCCGUCACGACCCGUACAGCGCUCUCCACAAGGUGCUACGGGAGGCCGGGGACGAGCUGGAGCGCUUAUAUCAGUCGGACUUUGCGGAGAUGUCCAAACAGCUGCAUCUCACCUCCAUCACGGCGCAUCAGCGCUUCACCGCAGUCAUAGAUGAGCUGUUCAGGGACGGCGUGAACUGGGGCAGAAUCAUCGCUUUUUUCGAGUUCGGAGGGACGGUUUGUGUUGAAUGCGUGAAUAAGGAGAUGACGGCGCAGGUGGAUAACAUUGCGGGAUGGAUGACCGAGUACCUGAACGGGCCGCUGCACGGCUGGAUCCAGGAGAACGGCGGCUGGGAGGCGUUUGUGGAUCUCUACGGCAGGCAGAGAGACUCAGUGUUUCGCAGCUCGUGGUCAUCAAUAGUAACCGUCUUCGGUCUAGCCGCUCUCGGGGCCGUUGGCUUGACCAUAGGAGCCUACCUUGCUCAGAAAUGAGGAACGUUCCCCUUCUUCAGUCACUUGCCCUCUCUCUCCGCUCCGUCUGAACCCCCUCCUCUGCUUUACCCAGAAGACAUCCAUGUCCCAGGACUGCUCCUCUUCAAAGCUUCUCUCCCACUCUCUACGAGUCUUUCUUCUCUGCCCUCAAACACAAAGACAGAAAAGACAGGAAAUGAACGUGCUGCCGACAGAUCACGAGAGGUUGGAGGAGAAGAAGAAUAAUGAGGUGAAAGAGACUCGGGCGGCAGUGUCAAUGUCAGAAUGAGCUCAGAUCUCAAAGUGAAACACUUUUGGUGUUCUUAUAUGUAAAAAUGAUGGUAAAAUACAAAGGGACAAGACACAUCUGGAGGUUUUAAAGGUCUGUGCUGAUCAAAAGUACACCAGCACUCUCCAAAUGUCCUUUAAGAGUCAGGUUGAUCUUAAGAGACAAUCUGCACUACACUACCAUCUUUGGUUGUUUUUGUAGGAUUCAUUGUAGCCCGUCUGUCACCAAUUGCUCUUUCAAGCUAACGUUUCUUGUGUCGCCAUCCUUGUAUCAUAGUGCAAGAAAGAACCUGAAGAACUGAGGAGGAAAAAGAGAAAUGCAGAGACAAUGUCCCUCAAGCCACACGAUUUUGAUGAAAUUUCAUGCUCACUGAAUGACAGAGGGGUGAGAGUACUGUAUGAGAUUUGCCUGUUGUUUCCAGAGGGAACAGCUGAAAAAUGGAUACUGGCAUGGAUGGCAGUCUCUCUUUGUAGCAACCUAAAGAGCUUUAUUGAGGAUUGAAGAAUGGUUUCAUUGAAGUGCUUUGGGCCAGAAAGUAAACAGAAAGGACCGAAUGGGAAUGUAGUUGUCAGACUUUGAGAAAGCCUUGGUUAGACACUUUAUUGACAUGUUCAACAGAUGCAUGUGAGCCGGUCAGAAAAACCUCUAGCUGUACAGUAUGUGCAAAGAUGUUCUUCUUCAUACUUCAACUACACUUAUGUUUUUCAUACACCAAAAGAAGCAGUUGGGUGGAUUGUCUUGACAAAUCUGUCAAGAGCAAGUGAAGGUAAUACUUCACCUCAAAAUCAAAAGAAAUAUAUAUUAAUAUAUUAUAAAUACACACGACCAUUCAAAUGUUUGAGGUCAGUAAGUUUUUUUAAAGAAAUUUACACUUUUAUUCAGCAAGGAUGCAUUAAAUUGAUCGAAAGUGACAGUAAAGUCUUUACAAAAUUACAAAAUCUAAUUUCUAUUUCAAAUACACUACAAGUUAAAAGUAUCUAAACAGUAAGAUUUUUAAUAUUUUUUUUAAAAAAAAGUCACUUCUGCUUACCAAGCCUGUAUUUUUUUAUCCAAAAUACAGCAAAAACAGUAAAAUUUGUUUUCUAUUGAGUAUAUUUUAAAAUGUAAUUUAUUCCUGUGAUCAAAGCUAAAUUUAAUUUUCAGCAUCAUUACUCCAGUCUUUAGUGUCACAUGAUCCUUCAGAAAUCAUUCUAAUAUGCUGAUUUGCUGUUUAAGAAACAUUUAUUAUUAUUAUUAUUAUUACAGUUGAGUACAUUUUUUCUGAAUUCUUUGAUGAAUAGAAAGAUCCAAAGAUUAGCAUUUAUAGAAAAUUAAGAGAAAUUAUAGAAAUUAAUAGUUUUAUUUAGCAAGGAUGCUUUAAAUUGAUCAAAAGUGACAAUAAAGACAUUUAUAAUGUUACAAAUAAUAAUAAUAAUAAUAAUAAUAAUAAUAAAUGAUAAUAAUCAAUUUUAUAAUACAUUUUUGAGCAGUAAAUCUGAAUUUUAAAAUGAUUUCUGAAGGAUCAUGUGACUGGAGUAAUGAUGCUAAAAAUUCAUCUUUGAAAUCACAGGAAUAAAUUACAUUUUAAAAUAUAUUCAAAUAGAAAACAGUCAUUUAAAUAGCAAAAAUAUUUCAAAAUGUUACUCUUUUUGCUAUACUUUGGAUCAAAUAAAUGCAAGCUUAGUGAGCAGAAGAGACUUUAAAAGUCUUACUGUUCAAAAACUUUGGACUGGUAGUGUAAAUGUUGUUCUUUGAAACUUAAUGUUCAUCAAAAAAAAUCUUAGAAUGAUGAUGCAUCCUUGCUCGGCCUAAAAUACUUUUUUCAGUACAUUUUUUAAAACAUAUACCAAUAUAAAAAGCGCACUUCCCUCCACAGUUCUUAUUACUGUGAUGUAAUUAUUUACAGUAAAUAAAGUACAUAUUGCGCACACACAAACACAAACAUUACUUUCACAAAAGUCCAAAUUUUUCAUUACUAUUAAGACUAUUUAAUUUCCAAAGCAUCAUGUUCAAGGAUCAGUUGGGUCCAGUAUCAACAAGUGGAAAUCCAUUCUGUGUUCCUUGGAUUUGGUGUUUACAGUUACAUGUGCAAUGUUCCUGACGUCUGUUCCCAAAACAGCAUGCUUAAACAUAAUCCUGCCGCAUGUUUCAAGGAUUGCCUCGCAGGAAAUGAAAGGUUUAAGUGCAAAAGCUAUGGACAAGAGCAACUGUGUGCCAUGGAGUCAGCUUUGAUGCUUUUGCAUCGGUCGCCUAUGGGUUCACGUGGAGCCACGAUGAAACUUCGGAACAACAAAGGGACGUACGACGUUCUCAGAAGGCGACGGUUAUUAAAUGUUUGCUCGCACUGAUGUAGGAUCAGAGGUCAUGCGCUGCAUCGUUCCCUGUGAUCUCCUCUACAGACAAUGGCGCUGUGUGGGGUGCUAACAGUUGAGAAAUGGGUGCCCUCUUACAUCCUGAACCAGUCAAUGUUACUUGUUAUCUGACUUUAUGGAUGUAUGUUCAUUUUAUAAUGUGAUAAUGUCUAAACAACAUAUACAGUAUUUUAAUAGGUGGUUCAUGGAUGCAAACCAACCAUGUCUAGCGAAGCAGAAGAACAGGCUACAUGUGUAAAAGAAACUUACUAGCUACAUGUCUAUGUGUGGUAGUGUGGUCAACAACAACAAAACCAGUCUGAAAGGAUUGAAGCUUUAUGUAAAACAAGUUAGCUUUCAAAACAAACAGUUUAGUGUCAUAAAUACAUGCUGUUUGUCUCUAGUUUACACCUGUGAUUCUCUCUGACACUAAUAUUUGAUAUCAUUUUUAUUUCACCUUUAUUUAUUUUUAGGUACCUAAAAAUAAUCGUCCAACUGUAUCUUCAGAAGAUCAUUUAAAGUUUAUUUUUAAUUUUAAAUUCUAUGAACAAUUUGGAGCUACAUACGAUCCUAAUUUGCUGAAUCAAUGCUGCUUGAUGUAAAGAUUAUAAAUUAUAUGAAUCAUAAUCUAAUUGCCUGUUCUGUGUGGCGAUGUCAUGAAUAUUAAUACUUAAUUUCAUGUAGUCAUUUCCACUGUUUCUGUAGUUGUAUGGAAAUUCAUAAUGAAACUUUAUUUUUUGUCUCUUGUCCUAACUGGAGUCCAAUGAAAUUCAUUCUGCUAUUGUAUUUUCACUAGUGAUAAGUCAAUUUUAACAUGUCAAAACAAUGAUUUAGAUUAUAUUAAGAUUAUUAAUUAUUAUUAAGAUCUUUGAAGAACAUUUCAGAAACUUGAAUGUGUAUGAGCAUAUAUGCACUACCAGUCACUACCUGUUUUUAAAAGGGUCAUCGGAUGCCUAUUUUCCACAAGUUAAUAUGAGUCUUUAGGGUCUUUAUGAAAAGUCUAUAAUAUACUUUGGGUAAAAAUUCUCAAUGGUAGUGUAAAACAACACCCUUUUUACCUUGCCAAAAUCAGCUCUGCAAAAAUCAUCCUGUUCUGGUGGAGGUUGCUUUAAAUGUUAAUGAGCUCUGCUCGCCCCGCCCCUCUCUUCUCUCUGUGGAGUGACGAGCCUGUUUACUUUAGCCACAUUUUUAGCAGCUAAACUUGCUAAUUAGCAUGUUAUUAGGAAAGGUGAUCGCAAAGAUUCAUUAAAAAACCCUUAUACUUACCUCUGCUGUAAUGAAGCUGGAUCACGAAAGAUUCACGCGAACAUAGACGGAUAUAUGUAGAUCGGGAGGCGCAUUCCCUUCACAAACAAACGUAAUACACUGCAUCUUCAGCGGCUCAGAUGUCGGGAGUAAAUGAUGACCACUAUUUUCAUUAUUACAUCCAGCAACACAACACUUCAAUCGCUCAAUCGGAAAUAUUCUUGUCUAACUUACAUCCCUGCUCCGGCAUCGAAACAAUGGAGGUCGGACUGUUACAGCUGAUUUAGGGUGGGUCUGAGGUAAGACACUCAUGUCAUUCACCUAUAGUGGGAGCGGCCUCUGUCGGUGUGAGAAUGGCUCGAUUUGAAAAAGGGGAUAUUAUUUUUACAGAUUAAUUAAAAACCACCGCAUGGAUUUUUAUCAUUAUAGGGUAGAUUUGUACAUACACUGCCAACACACAUUAAUGUUCAAACAACAUGUAAAAGUGAA
Messenger RNA from Labeo rohita (rohu), 5589 nucleotides. It is a transcript of the gene bcl2b, whose product is annotated as BCL2 apoptosis regulator b. Gene Ontology annotation, molecular function: protein heterodimerization activity; protein homodimerization activity. NCBI's taxonomy places the organism in Eukaryota, Metazoa, Chordata, Actinopteri, Cypriniformes, Cyprinidae. The transcript is spliced from 2 exons. The record is from RefSeq and is a predicted model, not a curated record. The coding region runs from base 625 to 1257 and encodes 210 amino acids. Gene Ontology annotation, biological process: negative regulation of intrinsic apoptotic signaling pathway; intrinsic apoptotic signaling pathway in response to DNA damage; extrinsic apoptotic signaling pathway in absence of ligand. Gene Ontology annotation, cellular component: mitochondrial outer membrane.